Manis javanica (Malayan pangolin) is the source of this 5100-nucleotide messenger RNA. RefSeq names its product peptidylprolyl isomerase like 6 (gene PPIL6). Gene Ontology annotation, biological process: protein peptidyl-prolyl isomerization. NCBI's taxonomy places the organism in Eukaryota, Metazoa, Chordata, Mammalia, Pholidota, Manidae. The record is from RefSeq and is a predicted model, not a curated record. Gene Ontology annotation, molecular function: peptidyl-prolyl cis-trans isomerase activity. Gene Ontology annotation, cellular component: cytoplasm.
CCAUGAACUACGUAGGAAUCUUACCUCCCAACUCCUUGCUUUUUCAAAUGGAAUCUUAGCCUUAAGAUGGAGUCUCUCCUACUCAUGCUAUACUGUUUGUAUCUCCGCAUAUUUCAUCACGGACAGGAAAAAUUAAUCAUGAUGCCUGUCCAUGCCCCUGCUCAACCUCAUUAAGAAGUUCCUGCCUUCUUGCCUGCUCCACGCCCACAGACUAAAAGGGAAGUUUGUGUUGAUAAUCGUGUUGGAAGUAGUAACUGUCAACCUUAAAACAGCCAGUUGUUUUACCAGCAAAGUACGUUUUCUUCAGGAAUAGCAGAGGAACUGCAGUUUGGGACACACAAGCUAUGGCAAACCAUAGGCAAGUCUGGAGAUCAAAGGAGAGGAACUUCACUUUAGAGAGAAAAGCAGGAAGUUGGCAGGUGCCGCUCUGAGAGGAAGGCCAUUGGAGGAUGGGAGAAUUAAGGGUGGCGAGGUUUCUCACGGGCUGAGUCGCUGUGUUUUUUAAUGGCUGAGCUUGCUGCUGGACAGAGAGAAAUUCUUCCUUCCUGUGGCUGCAGUUGUAACAUAGGCUUCUCCUGUUGGGAGUGCAAGGUCUUCCCGUUGGGGUGUGAAAUUGGCCGUGAGUGCGAGGGCACAGGAGCACCCCCGUCUGGCCUCCUGACUCCAUUUAAAAAGUUUACUUUAUUCAGUUUCAGUUACUAAUUCGUGAGAGAAGUUUGGUUUUCUUCAAGAGAACACGUGAUGAGAAGUCUAUGAAAAUGAUACACGCGUCACCAAAAUAAGUAGAAUUAUGUACUGUUAGGUGGGUUGAUGGAAUCAGCAAAGUUUCAUGAGUCAGGUUUCAUUUAAUGAGUUUGAGAGAUUUUUUCCCCCUUGUUUUUCUUGGGUCCUUUUCUGAAAGCACAUGUUUUCUGCCUCUGCUCCACGCUGUAGAGAAGGUGUUGGAAAUUCUCUUCUGUAAAGUCCAGAUAUUAAAUUAUUAGGCCUUCAGGCCACAGGCUCUCAGUCACAACUAUUCAGCCUUGUCCUUAUGCAAAAGCAGCCACAGACAGUAGGUAAAUGAAUGGCAAUAUUUGUGAAAACGUAAUUAUGGACACUGAAAUUUGACUUGCAUAUAAUUUUCAUGCAUUUAAUUACAUAAUUUCAUGACAUGAAAUGGGAUUCUUUUGAGCCGCUUAAAAACUAAAAGUUUUUCUUAGCUCUCAAGUCUUACAAAAACAGGUCAUGGGACAGAUUUGGGCCACUGGCUACAGUUCACCAGCCCCAUGUUUAAGUCAAGAAAACAGUGUCUUUAUUAGGCUAAUAAGGUUAAUUUUCCCUUCCUUCAACUUUUGCCUAGUAUAUAGCUCUAUUUGAAUAUGAAAACAUAUCAAUGUAAAUUCAGUUAGUUCUAUUUUAGUGAAGGUUCCUUGACUGUAUUCCCAGCAUGAACGUUUUUAAGGAAUCCCAGCUGCCUAACUGACUGACAGACAUUCAGAUUUGCCAAGAAUAAGUUACAUAAAUUCUACUUUGGAUAGAGUCCUUUCUAGAACAAACACCAAAGUAGGGAGAGUGUACAACUAAGGAGGCUAGAUUUGAAAUCCGUCGGGCUCAUUAGCUAUUCCAGGUGGUCCCUCAGUUAGAACACGGUGGCCUCAAGCUGAGCACAGACACUGGGCUUGAGACGAGGACACACGCCCUUGGCUGGGUGCAGCCGUCCAAGAGGGAGCGAGCCCGGUCAUUGUCGCCCUCCUCCGCCCCCACAACCCCAGUCUGAAGGCGGGAUGCACUCAUGUCCUGGUUUCUCCUGCUUGGAAAACAUGCAGCCCUGGUGAAGCAUGCCAGGCCGGUGUCCCCUUCAGGGCCCAACAGGACCUCCAAGCCCCGUCCUUAGUGGACAGCUGCAGCCACUGGCUGCCACUCUUCCUGUCGGAUGCACCUACUCCUCACACCUACUUAGGAAGAGUCUGAAGAGUACUUAUCCAUCCAAGUUUGCAGACCCCGAAAUAGUUCCUCUUCAAGAAUUUGCCUGGGAUCAGUAUCUACAGGAGAAAAGACGGGAACUCAAGAAUGAAGUCUGGGAAUAUUCUUCCUACGUGAUGUGUUUUGUUAACGAUCAGCUCCUGGGGGACGCGCUUGACCUUCAGAAAUGGGCGCACAGGGUGUGGGAUGUAGUCGAUUUCAAGCCCCCUGCACUUUAUGAGGCGCUUACUGUGGAUUUUUCUGCUAAAUUCUUAAGGGCCACCAAGCAUGAUUUUGUGUUCUUGGACAUUUCUAUUGACUUCUGUCCAAUUGGAAGAUUGGUUUUUGAGCUAUACUGCGAUGCAUGUCCCAAAACAUGUAAAAAUUUCCAGGUGUUAUGCACAGGAAAAGCAGGGUUUUCGCAAAGUGGCGUCAGACUGCAUUACGCAGGCUCAGUCCUUCAUCGGGUAGUACGGAGCGGCUGGGUACAAGGAGGGGAUAUAGUAGCUGGAAAAGGAGAUGGGGGAGAGUCAAUUUAUGGACCAACAUUUGAAGAUGAAAACUUUUCAGUUCCUCAUAAUAAAAGGGGAGUUCUCGGAAUGGUCAACAAAGGCCAUCACAGCAACGCAUCACAAUUCUACAUCACACUGCAGCCGGCUCCCUACCUCGAUAGAAAAUAUGUGGCUUUUGGGCAGUUGAUUGAAGGAACAAAAGUUCUUGAGCAACUUGAGCUGAUUCCAACAGAGAAUGAAAGACCAACACAGCAAUGCAUAAUCAUCAACAGUGGAGAUCUUUAUGCCUGAUUUUUGGGUCAUUAUUUUCUGACAAUUAUGUAUCUGAUCAGCUGUUCCUAGAUUUAAUUAAAUAGUGCUGGACAAAAUAAAAGCUGCAGCUGACACUGCAGGGAGGCUCACCCAGCACCCGCCACCCUCCCCACUUUCCUUUUGUGCCUCUGCCAUGCAGACCAUGACAGCAGGGGCACCCGGUUUCCAGCCUCCUCUGCAGCCAGGAGGGCCAGGGGAAGGUGAGGCAGGGCAGCCGGCAGCCCUGCCCCUCUCCCGCCACCUAACCUUGACCACAGAGAGGCUGGGCCGUGAAGGAGACGCGGAAGAGCUGCAGAGACGGCAGCAUCAACUCUCGAGUCACUGAACGAGUGCCAGCAGCUGCCACCUAUGUCCGGACCUCUCAGUACUUGAGACAAAUAGACCCUGUUCGUUUGUGUUACUGUCGGUUUAAUAUCUUGCCACUUUAGCAGCAGUACCUAAUGGCCUCCGGAUCCUAAAACAUUUGUAACAGAAUCAUGCUGUUUGUAACUACAUUUCUGCUGUGAGAAAUUUGGUAAAUAACCAAAAGAGAAGCAAUAGCAAAAAAAAAAAAAAAUCGUGAUAUUUCAUUGUUUAUACAUAGCAUUCAGAAAAGGGUAUACAUUUUGGAUGUUCUUACAUGUCAGGAAAAGAUGCUUGUCUCUGGGCCACACCAACUCCGUGCAAAUCAACAGCUUGGGUUGGUCAUCGCCAUCCAAAUCAACCCGGUGUGGUUGAUUCUUGGUGUUAUUGGGGAUCCUGCUGUAUCAGCUGCUCCUUAAUCUGAGAUCCUCAAACCCAUGUCACCUGGGAUGCCUUUUAAAGAGACUGGGGGAGCCUGUCGGCGGCUGAGUCAGUGUCUAGCAGGGUCCAGGAUUCGUGCAUUAGUCCAGCCUUCUCCCCAGAAGUUCUUGCUUUGCCAGCCGAGAGCUCGUCAUUUGCGAGUCAGCAUAGGUGUGAGCAGCUGGUCUCCGCCGCUUUGUGAAAUCAGUGAUGUGCGGGACCUGUUAAUGGCGACCUUGGCCCGCUGCUGCCACGCUGCCGUCCCGCCCCGCUCUGCUCACAGCCACCGAACUUUCCUGCUCCAGUGAUCCCUCUUUGAGCCAAUCUUCAGGAGACAGGCCCUAAUGGACUUGGGGCUUGCAAAAGGGAGGCAUACGCUUGUUUUUUUUUUUAACUUUGCAUUUUGAAAUGAUUGUAGAUUUUCUGGAAGUUGCAAAAAUAGCACAGCUCAGUCCUGUGUACCAUUCAUCCGUUAUCCCCAAUGGGAACAUCUUACGUAACGUUAGUACGAUUAUCAAAACCAGGCAAUCGACAUUGGUACAAUGUGUGUGUGUCACUUUAUCGUGGGUAGUUUUGUGGGACCGACACCACAAGCAAGACAGAGAACCUUUUCAGAACCACAGAGACCCCCCGCGGGCAACCCCUUUAGAGUUAGACCUGCUUCCUUGCCCCUGACCAUCUCUAACGCCUGACAACUGGCAUGUGCUUGUUUUUUUUUAGUGCUUUGUUGCUCUAUGUCAUAUGCUUUUAUUCUAACCUCUGAGGCGAAUGGGAAAAGCAUGGUGCCUCUGUCACAUUUUCAGCAGACCUGGAGGCACCAUCGUGUGAAGAAUGCGUGUUCUCGAGCCCGCCAGCCGGGUUGGAGUCCGGGCUCCGCUUCUGCCCACCUGCACACAUCCAGGCACGAACGUCACCGUGCCGCUCUUUCCUCACCUCAUCUCAGGAGCGCCUACCACACAGCGUUGUUGAGAGGGUUCAGGGAAUCGGUCAUUUGUAUCCAGGACCUGGAAGAGGACCUGCUGUGCUCUGAGGGCUCAUUAAACGUGUGCUCAACAAAUGACUGGCACGUAACCUUCAAGGUGCUGCCUAGGAACGUGUAUUUUUUAAGAGCUCUUCAAUGACUCUGAUUAACAGAUCAGGGAGACGCUGAAGAGGUAUCUCCUCUUCCUCCAGGGAGUUUUGGUCAAGCUGAGAGCUCCUGCUGCGGGCACGAAGCCUCCUGGUCCUCACUGUGCAUGGGUUCCUCUGGUCCCCGGGGAACAUCGCAAAGGGGAGCUGAGCUUCCCACAGGGACGCUCACCACCCAGGGAAGCACACGGUGAGUGCCACCGCUGCUUUGCAGAGAUCUGGGAAACACAGGACGGCACUCCUCAGGGAACACAAGCGGCAGAGCCGUUCUUCCCGACAGUGAGCCUGCAUAUUGGGGCAUUAAGCAUUUUAUCUGAUAUUGGGAAAGAAUUGAGAUAUUUGUGUGAGCAUAAACUGAUUUCAGCUCCCUUUAUUUUUUAGUUUAGCUAUGAUGUAAAGGUAAAACUUUUUCAAUAGGAUUAAUUCGAAAAGGUAUAUCCUUAAA